This is a messenger RNA of Hydatigera taeniaeformis, 1647 nucleotides long. Lineage: Eukaryota; Metazoa; Platyhelminthes; Cestoda; Cyclophyllidea; Taeniidae. The record is from the annotation of a GenBank genome assembly.
AUGCUUGUCUUGAAUCCUUCCUACCAAUUGGAAAGCCACAGCCUCCUGCAAUGUAGGAGCAACAGUGAGGAUAUCCCGACACGCAAGAUUUCCUCCCACGGUGGCGACCGCGCUAGCAACCUGUGCAAGGCAGGUGGCGUGCAGAGCUCUCUCAAGACAGCACAGGGCGGUAAGCGUGCUUCUUCAACGCCUAAAAAGCUCUACUUCCGGAUUGAAAACAAUGUCUUCUAUGAUCCCGUAAGUGAGAAGCGUAGAGGAUGCCAUGCACGUCGCGUGACAAAGAGGAAGGAUCGUAGAUGUAACGCCACACGAAAAGAGAAGCGCGAGUCUCGGUUCAGAUUAUUGUGUGCGUUUCACAAUGCCUCCAAUCCCAAUGCUGUGGUUGACAUGGCAGCUUCUGAUCCCAUACUCAAUGCAAGACAUCUUUCGGACGAUGGGACAGCCAGACUUGCCAGCUGGAUUGCAAAUGAGAGAACGCCAGGGCCGGCAAAACUCGAGCCGAGGGGUAACACUUCUUGGGUCGCUAAUGUGAAGGCGUGGACAAAAACAGCAACUUGUGGCAGGUCAUGCGCUGCGAUGGGAGAUGAAUCGAAAAACCAACUAAAAAGGGAAAUGGCAGAAACUUCGAAGACGCAGUUGAAAUCACAUUUGGAUCUGUCUCAUGUAAAGAGCAACUUCUCCGCACUCCGGUUUGCCCCACCGCAACCGACUCCCUUAACCUCUCCCAGCGUGAGAUCUCGUUCAGUCAAACCCAAUGUGGGUACUGAGACACACUAUGAGUCUAGUGAGGAAAUCGGAUCCGAUUUGCCCCUUCCAGACCUACCGAAGAAUCCCUUCGAGAGCGUCAUCAUCAACAUUCCGGUGUUAGGGUUCAAAAGGUGUGGCAAGACAAGCCUCCUUAAUAGCCUUGUGCAGACUGGCCCCACCAGAUUCACCACCUCGUCCUCGCGAACACCGACUUACUACUAUCCUAUGGUGAUUUUCAAUUAUCAGGUCUUCAACUUCCGACUAAUCGAUUGCCCCAUGAUGCUGCAGAACUUUCCCCUCUCCACGCUCGAUGCAUGGACAGAUUUUCGUGGUUGGGGUCUCCAUGUAGCUGACUUCUUCAUUCUCGUCUUCGAUAUUACCUGUGAACUCUCCUUCCAGUAUAUGAAACUGCUGCGUGAACAAAUACUUGCUGCGAAUAUGAAUGUGCCCAUGGUGAUAGUAGCGAACAAAAUUGACUUGCUCAAGGAUUCAAGCAGCACUGGCACGCCUCACCAAUCCUUGACUGCAACUUCACUUUUGUUGCAGCGAUCGGCAAGAUACAAUGGUCGGGUAUCCUCAAGGAAUCAUUUGGACGGAUCGGUCAAUCUUGAGGAUAGUAGUUACGCUUCGGGUGCGCCACCCAUCUCCUUUCUGCCGCAUAGUCACGCAUCUGUUGGAUUCUGUCACAGGAUGGCAUUUCGACGCGACGUAGCCCUGUUGGUGAAAAAGCAUUGGAAGGGAUGCGUGCUGGUGGAGUGCUCGGCUCUCUACAACUUCAACACGCUGGCUAUUCUCAGGGAGGUGCUGCGAUUUGUACAGUACCGACAGUGUAGCCAAAAACUCUCCACAGCUCAAACUGCACAGGCGGUGUGGCAGAGAAAUCAGUGUCGUGUCCUUUGA